Messenger RNA from Acanthochromis polyacanthus (spiny chromis), 3186 nucleotides. RefSeq names its product centrosomal protein 89 (gene cep89). Gene Ontology annotation, cellular component: ciliary transition fiber; centriole. Gene Ontology annotation, biological process: mitochondrion organization; chemical synaptic transmission; cilium assembly. NCBI's taxonomy places the organism in Eukaryota, Metazoa, Chordata, Actinopteri, Pomacentridae. The transcript is spliced from 18 exons. The record is from RefSeq and is a predicted model, not a curated record. Bases 236 to 2548 code for a protein of 770 amino acids.
GCGUCUCCUAUAGCCAGCCAGCCUGUUGAAUAUAGUUAGCUUGCUAUUUUGAUUUUGGGGUAGGAAAGAGAUAACUCAUUUGAAAUGUAAAAUAAACGACAAAUAAACAUUUGUAAUGCUAUUUAACAGACAGAAUGCGCUAUGACAUAGUCAAGCUGUUUGUCCAAACCGAAACAGUAAGUUAACGUUAACUUGGCUGGCUCGUGAAACAAGACUCAAAGACACAUUUUCCAACAUGUUGAAAUUCAGCUUCAAGAGGGAGAAAGACAAGGAGUUUAGGCAUAUAGCUCAUGGUUUGAUUCCUGCUGCCUCCAUUGCUCCCAAGCCAGCUGUACCUCGUACCCCUCCCCCACGCAGCCCAAACCCCUCACCUGAGAGACCCAGAUCAGCAUUAGCAGCCGCCAUUUUGUCUUCCUCCCUCACUGGAAAGACGUGGGCCAUCCCUCCUACCCGGCCGAGGUCAUUCUCUGAGAGUGACCGAUCAGAAUCUGUCGUCUCGGAACCAAAUAUCAGCACUGCACUUUACACCAGAGACAGAUGGUCAAAAGAUUUAGCCAACCGGUCACGCCUGUCCUCUCCUGACAACUCUGAGGGGGAGUUGGAAGACAAGGAAGAGGAGGCAGAGAAUGAAGAGGACGGGGAGGAACAUGUCUACCAAACCCUGGAAAGGCUGGAGAAUUGUUCCAUCACAGAACCCAUCUAUUCUCUGCCUUUAAAAACUCAGUCCAGUAUACCCCAGCCAACUCGGAUGUCUGGCAGAAGACUGCCGUCUCCAGAUUUUUCAGAGGAAAUCAGUGACCAGUCUGCUGAAGCAAGAGAGAAGGAAACAUCUGUCAGGAAGAGCCUUGAAAAUUGGACAGAAGAUGUGCUAUUUAGGUCCACAGAACAAAGCGUAACCACUGACCUCCCUAUCCAAGCCAACCAAACCAAAAGCCCAAAACAUCUCACCCACGUGUCUUCACAGUCAAGCAGGGUAUACAGUGAGGUGCAGAAGGAGGUAGUGCGGGGCCUACCAGAGAAGAACACAAGGAUGGUAGAUGAUCAAAAGCUACUAGAGGAGAGACUGCAGCGCCUGGAGAUCAGCCACAACCAAGCCCUCUCAAACCUGAAGUCCACUGCAGACAGCCAGGCAGAGCUACAAAAUUUGAGGCGACAUGCUCAGGAGCUGGUGGAUGAAAAUGAUGCCCUGAAAUUGACAGUUCACCGACUGAAUGUGGAGCUGAGCCACUACCAAACCCGCUUUAGACCACUGUCCAAAGAGGAGCACUCCAAAAUCAGUGGCUUACCAAAGACAGGCUCUCCUCCUCCUUGGCUGCUUGACACAAAGUAUUUAUCUCCUCUGCUGCUGGCUUAUGAAGACAGGAUGAAUGAGAAGGAUGCACUCUUGCAAACCACUGAGGAAGAGGUGAAGAAAUUGCGUGUUCAUGUAGAGGAAGUGAUCAAAGAAAAUGAGAGACUGCAUGGUGAAAUUGCCAAGGUUGGGGUGGUCAGCCAGAAGGACUGUCAACAACUUCAACAACAAGCUAUUCUGGUUUUGCAGGAGAACCAGGUUCUGAUUGAUCAGCUUGAAGCUCAGCAUGUUAAGGCCAAGACCAAUCACAGCAAACACCACACUGAAGUAACAAAGGUGUCUAAGCAGCUCAUGCUCUUAGAGGUGGAGAAACAGCGUUUGCAGGAGGAACUGGAAGAAAGCAGCAGGGUGAUGCAUAAAAAUGCAAAGGAGGUUCAAGUUCUGCAGGCCCGCCUGAAGGAUGCUGUCACCUGGGACGAACACUGCAACAUCGCUGGGAAACUCAGAAGACAGUUGGAGCAGCAGGAGAGCAGGAAUAAGAGGGAAAUGGAUGAAUUGCUUCUUAAAGUGUCCAGUCUGCAGGAGGAGAAUCGGAGUCUGGCUCUGGACAAAGCCAACCUGACUGCUGAUAGAAAGACAAAGGAGGCUGAGCUGGAGCUCUGCAGACAGGCUAACAGGAAGGUUGAAAGACGGAUGAGUGUACUGAAGCGACAAAAGGACGAGUGCGUGUUGAAGGAGGAAAAGACUCGGCAUUACUUGGGAGCCGUCAUUUCUGUGGCAGAGCACAUUUCCCAGGAAAGAGACCAACUGUUGCACAUGGCUUCGGCUCUUCAGCAGGAAAAGCAGGGAUUCGUCAACAGAGUUCUGAACGGCACAGUUCGAUUCGGAAAGCUACAGGAAGACGUCAAAGUGUAUCGGAGGCAGGCGUCAACCAGACUGGCAGCGUUGGAGGAGGCAGCCGAGGGGAGGACAGCUUCUUACCAGAGGGAGAUCCUUCACCUGCAGAGGCUGCUGAGAGAAAGACAGGAGACUGAGGAGAAACUGCUGCAGUCCAAACGGGAAGUAGAGGAGGAGCUGGAGGUGGUGUGGCAGGCAGCAACGAGAGAGAACCAGCAGAUGAGGGAGACUCUUGUGGAUUCAAAACUGACCGGGGACCUCCGUGGCAGCGUUUCUCCUGGCUGGCUUGUUGAGGCUUCAGAUGAGCACACCAAAUCUACCCAGCAUCAGCAUAAACAUGGACUGGAUUUCUACUGCUGAAAGAAUUGAAGCCAUAAUCUACAGGAGUUCCUGUCCACUCAUACCCCAAAACAGAUUAAUAAAAUCAUUGUAAACCUUAACCAUUCUUGGAAUCAAACUCAACCCUUUGAACUGUAUUAAUAUCCAUCAGAUAGCUGAAAUGUCUCUGGUGGGAGCCAGACAGACAGACAGACAGAUAGAUACUUUAAGUAAAGCGUAAUAAACUGACAAAAAAAAUGGAUAAAGCAAAGUCAGAAUUACCCAUCACUUGUUCAGUUUUGCAGUGUGGCCAAAGAUAUUAAAUAGGCUUACAUUAUUUGAACAGUGGUGCUUUAAUUAUAUGUGUGUUUUUAAAUUAGUGCCAGGAUGCCAAGUACAAUAUCUACAACUAUACAGAGAAGUUUGGAUAACGUGUCCUGAAGACAAUGCUGCCAUCUGCUUGAUUUACGUGGUAAUGACAUUGUUGUAGCAACAUCACAGGUACAGAACAAGAGGAUAUGAAAAACCUUUAUGUGUGUGUGUGUGCGUGUGUAACUGUGCAUGUCUGUGUCUGUCCAUGCGUGUGUAAAGGGUCUUUGUUUAAAGUCAUGUCACCGAUGCAUUUAAUGAAUCACAUCGACUGUAUGUUUAAACUGAUCAAAAUAAUACAAUCAAAAUGA